Messenger RNA from Sander lucioperca (pikeperch), 2505 nucleotides. It is a transcript of the gene tmem222b, whose product is annotated as transmembrane protein 222b. NCBI's taxonomy places the organism in Eukaryota, Metazoa, Chordata, Actinopteri, Perciformes, Percidae. The coding region runs from base 80 to 631 and encodes 183 amino acids. The record is from RefSeq and is a predicted model, not a curated record. The transcript is spliced from 6 exons.
UCCGGUAUUGUUCUGUGUAGUUGGGCGACUUGACGCAGCUGUAAGUGGGACACAUGAAGUUCAUAUUCCACAGCUGGUGAUGGCGGAUGUUGGUGAAAAAGACACCAUGAAGAAUUACCAUAUAGCGUCUGAGAAAAUUAACCCGGAGGCCAGUCGCUAUCCUUACUGUAUUGUGUGGACUCCUAUCCCCGUGUUAUCAUGGCUGUUUCCGUUCAUUGGCCACAUGGGAAUCUGUACUUCCACUGGUGUCAUCCGGGACUUCGCUGGACCUUACUUUGUCUCAGAAGACAACAUGGCUUUUGGAAGACCAACAAAGUACUGGAUCCUUGACGUUAGCAAAGUCUACGCUAAUGGCUCCAAUGCCUGGGACACGGCGGUACACGAUGCUUCAGAGGAGUAUAAGCACAGGAUGCACAACCUCUGCUGUGACAACUGUCACUCGCACGUCGCCAUGGCUCUGAAUCUGAUGCGAUAUGAAAACAGCACCUCUUGGAACAUGGUCAACCUCUGCCUCCUUGCUUUGAUCCAUGGAAAACACGUCAGCUGCGCGGGCUUUCUGAAGACCUGGCUGCCUUUCCUGAUGCUGACGGCCAUCAUCCUAGCAGUGACCCUGGCCAUCAACCUGCGGUGACCUGGGGAGCCAGGUUCAGGACACAGUGGAACCCCCCGCAGGUCCAAAGUGGGGUUGACCUUUCAAACAACAAGGGGGGAGGGGGAGGGGGGUUAUCUCACGCUUUCGAGCGAAAACGUAAUGGACGACAUGAAGACUAGUUACCUCUGAGAGAAGCUUGUCGAACAGGAAUGUGAAACGCGUACCAACACACGCUUGGGUUUGUGGGGAGCAGGCGGCCUGUUAACUGGCACAGCGCCGGUAUGUGACGCUGGAAUGCCCUCGUUAUGGAUAUGCAUUUCUAUUGAGUCAUUUAUUUCAAGAGAAGUGACUGAACACCCCACCAACCACACAAACACGCGUAACGGAUUAUGACUAUUGAAAGCCCAACAGCAGGUUUAAGCCAUCGCCUCCUGCAAAGUGUAGACGUUGUAUUAGCUGUAUUAGAUAGUUGAAUAGAGGAACAAUAGAGGAACAUGCUUACCGUUGAAUUCUCCCGAGGAACACAUUCCUGCCUUGCUGUCCGAUUUUGAUGAUCUUACUUUCUAAUGGAUUGGGAGUGUAAUCCCAUGAUUCCAGUGCUUCUAGGAUGCCAUUUUUUUAUACUGGGGAGCACAAACAUGUUAAGUCAAUUAGAUGCCUUUCUAGGGAAUUUAUUGCAUUUCAUGCUUGAUCUAAUGUAGCUCUUCUACAGUACUGCGACUUAAAGCGGAACAUGCCAGAGCGGUUUGUAUUUUUGUGCAUUUUCUUACUUAACUCCGUAGGAUAUCAAAGAAGUCUGCAUCUUCUAAAAAGAAAUAUUUUCUCAGAGAUAUGUCGUACACGUAUUCCAUGUAUCACCUCAUGGUACUACGAUAGGUUUACGAUAAAUGUUUUCAUACCUCUAACUACAGAUCAUCUGUGCAACGACUGUAGCAACCUCAGUGAAUGUGGCUGUGGAAAAUACCCAGAGAAAGCGACAGAAUAGUUGAGCUUUUCUAUACUCGUGCCAAAUGUAGGAGAAUGGAAGACCAAGUCAAACUGUGUCCUUGAAUAUCUAACUCAUUAUUUAGUGGAACGGCUCAUUGGUGAGUCAAAAGUUAUUGAAUGAAAAGCCUGUUAAUGGAUCGGAGUCAUGAAACUUGGUCUGGUCUUUUUGUUUAACCUGAGACAUUUUUCAUUACAAAUAUUGACUUUAUAGGAAGAAGCAGGAGUCAGUGCCUAAAAAAAAAAAAAAAAGACCUCUCUCACAGAUCCUUUCAUAUAUUAUAUUUUCACUUUGUGUUAUUUUUGACACGUUUAAAAAAAAUAAAUAAAAAAUUCCACAUGAUGGUUGGCACUCGAAAUCCGUUGCCAUGGCUGUCGUGAGUAGAUUUAAAUCCCCUCAUUGUUUGCAAUCAAACAGGAAAAAGAAGUGCCGAGCCCUCUCUUUUGUCCACGGUGCUGCCAGAAGCAGCAGGUAGCCAGGAUCCUCAGGUUUUUCUCACUCGACGACCCCUGCUGAAUAUCCCCAGUCGCCCCAGCUCCUAACCAGCGUCGCUCCUGCUGUUUUCCACAUCUGCACAUCAGAUUCAAAGGUCAUUGUGAAAUGUCAGUGCUGUUUCGCAAAGCUUUGGUCAUAAUACUGGCCAACAUCCUGCAAUAAGCCAAAGUAGAUGUCCUUUUAAGUUUGUAUUUAGGGUUUAGGGCUAACACAGUGCCAGUUUUCUACAUUGCUCUCCUCCUUGGGCUUCUGUUGAAAGCAGAUAUUCUGUGGCCUCUUGUGUAUAUUUCACCCAUGUUGCCUGUAAAUAUUUGAUCACACAUUAAACUUUACACCAGGUGCUCUUUAUAUACUUUGCAAACUUGAUCGCACACUCUACAGAUCUGUCCUUUUGAAUAAUUUACAGUGUAAUUUUUAUCCUCUUUACUCCACU